This is a messenger RNA of Cicer arietinum (chickpea), 3242 nucleotides long. RefSeq names its product glutamate receptor 2.7-like. NCBI's taxonomy places the organism in Eukaryota, Viridiplantae, Streptophyta, Magnoliopsida, Fabales, Fabaceae. Gene Ontology annotation, molecular function: ligand-gated monoatomic ion channel activity. The record is from RefSeq and is a predicted model, not a curated record. Gene Ontology annotation, cellular component: membrane.
AGUGGACGACUAUAUAUAAAGAUAUUUUUGUAAGUAUAUAUAUAUAAGUUAGUUAUAGUAGAAGCGAGUGAAGCAUGAAGAAGGAAAGUAUGGUGAUGAAGAGCAAGUAUUACUUAGUCAUAUUGAUGAUGAUGUUGGGUGGUGGAGGAGUUAUUGCAGAAAUAGUGAAAGUGGGAGUUGUACUUGAUCUUACCAAUGGAACUGUUGGAAAGAUUGGAUUGAGGUGCAUCAAAAUGUCCCUUUCAGAUUUCUACCUCUCUCAUUCUCAUUCUUAUCACAAAACCACUAUCCAACUUAUCGUCAGGGAUUCUCUUCGUGACGUCGUCACCGCCGGUCAACAAGCUAUCGAUCUCAUAAAAAAUGAGAAAGUGCAAGCCAUAAUUGGACCAACAACAACAAUGGAAGCAAAUUUUAUGAUUGAACUUGGAGACAAAGCUCACAUACCCAUUGUAACAUUUUCAGCAACAAGCCCUUCACUUGCAUCACUUCAAAGUCCAUAUUUUUUCCAAGUAUCACAAAAUGAUUCAUCACAAGUAAAAGCUAUCACCUCAAUUAUCCAAGCUUUUGGUUGGAAAGAAGUGGUCCCCAUUUACAUAGAUAAUAGUUUUGGUGAAGGUCUCAUUCCUUACUUAAUCACUGUUCUUCAACAAGCUUAUAUUAGAGUUCCAUAUCUUAGUGCAAUUUCAAUUUCAGCCACGGAUGAAAUUAUCAUUGAAGAGCUUCAUAAAUUAAUGACUACUAUAUCAACAAAAAUAUUUGUUGUGCAUAUGUCGCAAAAUCUUGGCUCUCGAUUAUUUACCUUAGCUAGAAAAAUUGGAAUGAUGAGUCAAGGCUAUGUUUGGAUAGUAACCGAUAGUAUGGCUAAUUUAUUCAAUUCAUUGAAUAUUUUGGUGAAGGAAUCAAUGAAGGGUGUAUUAGGUGUUAGGCCUUAUAUUCCAAGAACAAAAAAGCUUGAAAAUUUUAGAGCUAGAUGGAAAAGAAAAUUUCCAAGUGACAAUGAAACACUUUUUGACACAAAUUUGAACGUUUUCGGAAUAUGGGCUUAUGAUGCUACUACAUCAUUAGCAAUGGCUAUUGAGAAUGUUGGAAUUGGUCAACAAAAUGGUGAGAAAUUGAGUGAGGCUUUGUCAAACAUUACAUUUAAUGGACUUGGUGGUGAUUUUAGUAAUGUUGGAAUUGGUCAACAAAAUGGUGAGAAAUUGAGUGAGGCUUUGUCAAACAUUACAUUUAAUGGACUUGGUGGUGAUUUUAGUGUUGUUGGUGGGAAGUUAAAUGUAUCAAUAUAUGAGAUAAUUAAUGUGAUGGGUGAUGGGGAAAAGAAGGUUGGAUAUUGGACACCAGAUAAAGGGUUGACUAAAAAUUUGGACAGAAAAGACAUAAACAAUAGCACAUAUUCUUUUUCUAAAAAUGAUAUUGGAUCAAUCCUAUGGCCAGGGGAUAUGCAUUGUAUUCCAAAGGGAUGGGAAAUUCCAACUAUUGGGAAGAAGUUGAAGAUAGGUGUUCCAGUUAGAAAGAACUACACUGAAUUUGUGAAAAUAACACAUGAUAAUAGUACCAAUUCAAGACCACCCACCGGCUUCUGUAUUGAAGUCUUCAAAGCUGUGUUGGAAGUGUUGCCUUAUGCCUUUCCACCAUAUGAAUUUGUUCCAUUUGCAAAGCCUGAUGGUGAUAUGGCAGGAACUUAUGAUGAGUUGAUCACUCAACUUUACCUUGGGAAAUAUGAUGCGGUAGUGGGUGAUGUAACAAUAAUUGCAAACAGAUCCAACUAUGUUGAUUUCACAAUGCCAUACACAGAAUCUGGUGUGACAAUGAUUGUUUCACUGAAAGACAAGAGAAAGAAAAAUGCAUGGACUUUUUUGAAGCCACUUACAUGGGAUCUUUGGGUAACAUCGGCUUGUUCAUUUGUAUUCAUUGGAUUUGUUGUAUGGGUCCUUGAACAUCGAAUAAACAAUGAUUUCAGGGGACCACUCUCUCAUCAGAUUGGCACAAGCUUAUGGUUUUCUUUCUCAACUAUGGUCUAUGCUCAUAGAGAGAAAGUGGUGAGCAACUUGGGUAGAUUUGUGGUGAUAGUAUGGGUUUUUGUGGUUCUAAUUUUGGUUCAAAGUUACACUGCAAACUUAACUUCACUCUUAACAAUUGAACAACUAAGUCCAGCUAUUACAGAUGUUCACCAACUUCUAAAGAAUAAGAUGAAUGUUGGCUAUCUCAAAGGUUCUUUUGUUUAUGGAAUCUUGAAGAACUUAGGUUUUCAAGAUUCACAGCUCAUAACUUAUCAAUCCCCUGAAGAAUGUAAUGAGCUUUUCAUAAAAGGAACUGUAAAUGGUGGCAUUGAUGCUGCUUUUGAUGAAGUUCCAUAUGUUAAGCACUUUCUUGGAACUUAUAGUUGUUCAAAGUAUGUCAUGGUUGAACCAAGAUUUAAAACUGGUGGUUUUGGCUAUGCAUUCCCAAAAGGUUCACCUCUUGUAGCUGACAUUUCAAGGGCAAUCUUAAAUGUGACUCAAGGAGACAAAAUGAAAUCAAUUGAGAAUUUAUGGUUCAAGAAUAAUAGUUGUCUGGAUUCUAAUGCAGAAAUUUCAUCUAAUAACAGUCUUGGCUUAGAAAGCUUUUGGGGUCUAUUUCUCAUUGCAGGUUUAUCUUCCUUAUUAGCACUCCUAAUCUUUGUGGUGACAUUUCUUUAUCAGCACAAACAUAUUUGGUUAGACAGUAAUACAGGUACUUCAAUAUGGAGAAGUAUUAAAGUCUUGGUAAGGGUAUUUGAUCAAAGAGACUUGGACAGUCACACAUUCAAGAAAAGUAAAAUGAUUGGAAGUAAAAAUGAAAGCAUUGGUGCGGAUCAUGAUGAUUUAGGUGUAGUUGAGGCCUCUCCAGGUACACAUUGUCCACCUAGUCCAUCUAGUCAAACCGAAUCAAACUUUUUUGUUUAUGGUGAUUUUAAUCCAAAACAUGGUGAUAUUAAUCAUUCUCAAAACACAGAAAUAGAAGUUGCGCAUAUUACGAAUGAAGAAGUUUCCACUAUGAACAACUGUGAAAUUAACUCUCAAGCAACGUGACAUCAUCUACAAUUGUAACAUUAUGCUCCAAAAAAUUGUAUUAGUUCAAAAUUAAUUUUGUAUCUCACUUGUGAUAGUUGAUUAAUGAAGAUAUAAAAAUUGCCCAUUAUAUUUUUGGGCAUGGUAUUAUUUAGUCCAUAUGGAAAUGAACUUGACGAUGACAUAGAGAGAAUGUAGCUAAUUAUUAUCAAA